UUCCCUGAGGCCAGAGCUUGUGUCUUCUGUGUGUAGUUCCAGAAAGCCCUGUGGUGUCAUCAGAGAGUCAUUGUGACAUGUGUGACAUCAACCCCUUUUGAGUUGUGCGGCAGCCCUGAAGAGCCAGAAUGCCUGCCCUCCUCCAAAGAGGACAGACACUGGCAGGUGAGGGGAACGAUGGACCCCCAUCCUGUUGGCUGCCUUCUGAGAGCAUAGAGAGGAUUUCCUGUGCAGUAAUAGCAGCAGGACCUGGGGAGCUGGUCCCAGUCUGCCACAUUCCCAGGCUUCAGCUGCUGCUGCUGAGAGGCCAAAAACUGCUUUUACACCUUCACAAUUCCUGCAUGCACAUGUACGAGAGGGCAGGCCAGGAGCCUUGUGUCUCUGGUUUGAAGUGCCAGAUGGCGUUGGAGGAGAGUUUCUCAGAAAGUGACUCCUCUUCCUCUACUACCAGCAACAACCAGGUGGUCCUGGCUAUCCCUCAAAGACCUUUUAACUGCCCAAUCUGCCUGGACAGCAUUGAGGAGGAAACCUCCGUGAGCUGGUGUAGACAUGCUUUCUGCUUUUCUUGCAUACUGGAAUGGUCCCGCAUCAGACGUAUUUGCCCGGUGUGUCAGGAGCCUUUCCGAUACCUCUUCCACAAGGUGGGAGACAAUAACUAUGAGGUGUACUAUACCAGCUCCAUCAGACAUAAUCCAGGAAGGAGAGAUCGUCACCACUCUGCAGAUAGGAGGCGGCAUCAUUCCGCAGGCCACGGGCACCGCCGAUCUUCCAGCAGAGAGCACGGCAAUAGCCGUGCCAGAGACUGGGAAAGGGACCGAAGCAGAUCCCAGAGGCAGAGCCACGAUGGCCAUAGCAGGGGUCAGCAGGCCCGGAGUUUUGACCCCUCAAGCAGCAGGAGACGGCCGCACAGCAGGGCUCGGGACAUGGCUUCUGAAACGUCUCGUGGUUGGAACCAAGUUGCAAGGCAUGAACGGGAUGUCCCAGUCCCCCUUGGGAGGAGUGAGCACCGUCAGCGGGUACCAUGGGAUUCCUCCAGGGAAUCCUGGGCAACAAGCAGACAAUCUCGGAGGAGGUCCCACAGAAUCUGGCGACAAACACAGAGAGAAGAGCAAAGGAGGAGGGAUCACAAUGAGGGACAACCUGCAAGGCCUGAACAGGAUGUCCCUGACUCUUCAGGGAGGAGUGAGCACCAUCAGCCAGCAUGACCAGUUUCCUCUAGGGAACCCCAGGCAACAAGGAGUCAAUCCAACCAAUCGUGACGGAUAUCCCACAGUCCUGAGUACCACAGGGAAAGGUAGCACACCCUACCAAGAAGGGUACUACUGUUACUUGUAUCACAAAUUGUACCACUUUACACCAAAACUGGUCCUACUAACAAUUCCUAAAAUAAAGUCAAUUCCAACCAUCAA
Messenger RNA from Vidua chalybeata, 1409 nucleotides. RefSeq lists its product as uncharacterized. Gene Ontology annotation, biological process: protein monoubiquitination; protein polyubiquitination. The record is from RefSeq and is a predicted model, not a curated record. The transcript has 2 exons. Lineage: Eukaryota; Metazoa; Chordata; Aves; Passeriformes; Viduidae. The coding region runs from base 129 to 1205 and encodes 358 amino acids. Gene Ontology annotation, molecular function: ubiquitin protein ligase activity.